AUGCCAAACGCACAAGAAAACCCUCACUCACCCAAGCGCGUCCCAACUCCGUUACGAGGGGAUAAAAAGGGAGAACAUAAUCACAAAAUGUUCCUUUUCUCGUGGGCGUUUGUAUUUGUCGUUUUUAUCGAAAACACCCCUAUUUAUUGUUCUCUUACUAACACAAAGCAAUCACCUACGUUGUACUCGUCUAAUAAGGAGGCAAAUGCUGUUACCGACAUGCUUCAAAUUAUGGACCUUUUGCAGAACCAAAUGGAAAAUGAAACGUUUGAAAAUCAAGCUAAUUUGAUUCAACAUCUAAUAAAAAUCACGCAGCAGUCCCCUUUGUUAAAUAGUCUAAGAAAGGAAAUUCCACUUAUCGUUGCUCUUACAAUCCAGCUCAGUAACAAGUUCGGCGCUGUUCAAGCACUUUCAUCGUCAAUGACCAAACAGGAAGAUAAGAUAAAUUAUCUGGAUACAAAAUUCAAUAAAAAAAUUGAAACAAUAGAUCAGAAUUUCUCCAAUUCUCUUCAGAAAACAGCCGAUCAGGUAGCAUCCAAUAUCAAAUCUAUUUCUGCAAUUGAGAAAUCUUUUAGAACUCUCUCUGCGCAAGAACGGGACAAUGAGAAACAUAUUGACUUUGUGUCAAGCGACUUACACAUGACAAAAAGUGAACUAACAUCUCUACAAAUCGUCUUACACAUGACAAAAAGUGAACUAACAUCUCUACAAAGUGACUUGAACACAACAAAGAGCGAUGUAAUAUCUCUUCAAAGUGACGUUAACAUGACAAAGAGCAAACUCGCUUCUCUACAAAGCGACUCAUGCAUGAUAAAGAGCGAAAUUAUAUCAAUUCAAAGUAACUUAAACCUGACGGAGAGUAAAGUUACAUCUUUACAAAGUGACUCUCACACAACAAAGAGCGAUGUAACAUCUCUACAAAGUGACUUAAAUAUGACUAAGAGCGAAGUCACCUCUCUUCAAAGCGACUCAUACAUGACAAAGAGCGAAGUAUCAUCUUUAAAACGUGACUUUAACACAACAAAGAGCGAAAUAACGUCUCUACAACGUGACUUAAAUAUGGCAAAGAGUGAAGUCACUUCUCUACAAAAUGACUCAUACAUGACAAAGAGCGAAAUAAUAUCUAUACAAAGUGAUAUAAACAUGACAAAGAGCAAAGUAUUAUUUUUAGAAAGAGACUUAAACACAACAAAGAGCAAAAUCACUUCUCUACAAAGCAACUUAAAUAUGACAAAGGGCGAAGUCACCUCUCUACAAAGUAACUCAUACAUGACAAAGAGCGAAAUAAUAUAUAUACAAAGUGACGUUAACAUGACAAAGAGCCAACUCACUUCUCUACAAAGCGACUCAUACAUGACAAAGAAAGAAGUCACCUCUCUACAAAAUGACGUAAAUAUGACAAAGAACGAAAUUUCAUCUCUACAAAAUGACUUCCAUGUGACAAAGAGCGAAGUUACAACUUUAAAAAGUGACUUAAACAUGACGAAGAGCGAAGUCACUUCUCUACAAAAUGACUCAUACGUGACAAAGAGCGAAAUAACAUCACUUCAAAGUGAUUUAAACAUCACAGAGAGUAAAGUAACAUCUUUACAAAAUGACUGGAACACAACAAAGAGCGAUGUAACAUCUCUACAAAGUGACUUGGAUAUAACAAAGAGCGAAAUAACAUCUUUACAAAGUGACGUUAACAUGACAAAGAGCAAACUCGCAUCUCUACAAAGCGACUCAUGCAUGAUAAAGAGCGAAAUUAUAUCAAUUCAAAGUAACUUAAACCUGACGGAGAUUAAAGUUACAUCUUUACAAAGUGACUCUCACACAACAAAGAGCGAUGUAACAUCUCUACAAAAUGACUUAAAGAUGACUAAGAGCGAAGUCACCUCUCUUCAAAGCGACUCAUACAUGACAAAGAGCGAAGUAUCAUCUUUAAAACGUGACUUUAACACAACAAAGAGCGAAAUAACGUCUCUACAAAGUGACUUAAAUAUGACAAAGAGCGAAGUAGCUUCUCUACAAAAUGACUCAUACAUGACAAAGAGCGAAAUAAUAUCUAUACAAAGUGAUAUAAACAUGACAAAGAGCAAAGUAUUAUUUUUAGAAAGAGACUUAAACACAACAAAGAGCAAAAUCACUUCUCUACAAAGCAACUUAAAUAUGACAAAGGGCGAAGUCACCUCUCUACAACGUGACUCAUACAUGGCAAAGAGCGAAAUUAUAGCUAUACAAAGUGACGUUAACAUGACAAAGAGCCAACUCACUUCUCUACAAAGCGACUCAUACAUGACAAAGAAAGAAGUCACCUCUCUACAAAAUGACGUAAAUAUGACAAAGAACGAAAUUUCAUCUCUACAAAAUGACUUCAAUAUGACAAAGAGCGAAGUUACAACUUUAAAAAGUGACUUAAACAUGACGAAGAGCGAAGUCACUUCUCUACAAAAUGACUCAUACGUGACAAAGAGCGAAAUAACAUCACUUCAAAGUGAUUUAAACAUCACAGAGAGUAAAGUAACAUCUUUACAAAAUGACUUGAACACAACAAAGAGCGAUGUAACAUCUCUAGAAAGUGACUUGGAUAUAACAAAGAGCGAAGUAACAUCUCUACAAAGUGACGUUAACAUGACAAAGAGCAAACUCGCUUCUCUACAAAGCGACUCAUACAUGAUAAAGAGCGAAAUUAUAUCAAUUCAAAGUAACUUAAACCUGACGGAGAGUAAAGUUACAUCUUUACAAAGUGACUCUCACACAACAAAGAGCGAUGUAACAUCUCUACAAAGUGACUUAAAGAUGACUAAGAGCGAAGUCACCUCUCUUCAAAGCGAAUCAUACAUGACAAAGAGCGAAGUAUCAUCUUUAAAACGUGACUUUAACACAACAAAGAGCGAAAUAACGUCUCUACAAAGUGACUUAAAUAUGACAAAGAGCGAAGUAACUUCUCUACAAAAUGACUCAUACAUGACAAAGAGCGAAAUAAUAUCUAUACAAAGUGAUAUAAACAUGACAAAGAGCAAAGUAUUAUUCUUAGAAAGAGACUUAAACACAACAAAGAGCAAAAUCACUUCUCUACAAAGCAACUUAAAUAUGACAAAGGGCGAAGUCACCUCUCUACAACGUGACUCAUACAUGGCAAAGAGCGAAAUUAUAGCUAUACAAAGUGACGUUAACAUGACAAAGAGCCAACUCACUUCUCUACAAGGCGACUCAUACAUGACAAAGAAAGAAGUCACCUCUCUACAAAAUGACGUAAAUAUGACAAAGAACGAAAUUUCAUCUCUACAAAAUGACUUCAAUAUGACAAAGAGCGAAGUUACAACUUUAAAAAGUGACUUAAACAUGACGAAGAGCGAAGUCACUUCUCUACAAAAUGACUCAUACGUGACAAAGAGCGAAAUAACAUCACUUCAAAGUGAUUUAAACAUCACAGAGAGUAAAGUAACAUCUUUACAAAAUGACUUGAACACAACAAAGAGCGAUGUAACAUCUCUAGAAAGUGACUUGGAUAUAACAAAGAGCGAAGUAACAUCUCUACAAAGUGACGUUAACAUGACAAAGAGCAAACUCGCUUCUCUACAAAGCGACUCAUACAUGAUAAAGAGCGAAAUUAUAUCAAUUCAAAGUAACUUAAACCUGACGGAGAGUAAAGUUACAUCUUUACAAAGUGACUCUCACACAACAAAGAGCGAUGUAACAUCUCUACAAAGUGACUUAAAGAUGACUAAGAGCGAAGUCACCUCUCUUCAAAGCGAAUCAUACAUGACAAAGAGCGAAGUAUCAUCUUUAAAACGUGACUUUAACACAACAAAGAGCGAAAUAACGUCUCUACAAAGUGACUUAAAUAUGACAAAGAGCGAAGUAACUUCUCUACAAAAUGACUCAUACAUGACAAAGAGCGAAAUAAUAUCUAUACAAAGUGAUAUAAACAUGACAAAGAGCAAAGUAUUAUUCUUAGAAAGAGACUUAAACACAACAAAGAGCAAAAUCACUUCUCUACAAAGCAACUUAAAUAUGACAAAGGGCGAAGUCAGCUCUCUACAACGUGACUCAUACAUGGCAAAGAGCGAAAUUAUAGCUAUACAAAGUGACGUUAACAUGACAAAGAGCCAACUCACUUCUCUACAAGGCGACUCAUACAUGACAAAGAAAGAAGUCACCUCUCUACAAAAUGACGUAAAUAUGACAAAGAACGAAAUUUCAUCUCUACAAAAUGACUUCAAUAUGACAAAGAGCGAAGUUACAACUUUAAAAAGUGACUUAAACAUGACGAAGAGCGAAGUCACUUCUCUACAAAAUGACUCAUACGUGACAAAGAGCGAAAUAACAUCACUUCAAAGUGAUUUAAACAUCACAGAGAGUAAAGUAACAUCUUUACAAAAUGACUUGAACACAACAAAGAGCGAUGUAACAUCUCUAGAAAGUGACUUGGAUAUAACAAAGAGCGAAGUAACAUCUCUACAAAGUGACGUUAACAUGACAAAGAGCAAACUCGCUUCUCUACAAAGCGACUCAUACAUGAUAAAGAGCGAAAUUAUAUCAAUUCAAAGUAACUUAAACCUGACGGAGAGUAAAGUUACAUCUUUACAAAGUGACUCUCACACAACAAAGAGCGAUGUAACAUCUCUACAAAGUGACUUAAAGAUGACUAAGAGCGAAGUCACCUCUCUUCAAAGCGAAUCAUACAUGACAAAGAGCGAAGUAUCAUCUUUAAAACGUGACUUUAACACAACAAAGAGCGAAAUAACGUCUCUACAAAGUGACUUAAAUAUGACAAAGAGCGAAGUAACUUCUCUACAAAAUGACUCAUACAUGACAAAGAGCGAAAUAAUAUCUAUACAAAGUGAUAUAAACAUGACAAAGAGCAAAGUAUUAUUCUUAGAAAGAGACUUAAACACAACAAAGAGCAAAAUCACUUCUCUACAAAGCAACUUAAAUAUGACAAAGGGCGAAGUCAGCUCUCUACAACGUGACUCAUACAUGGCAAAGAGCGAAAUUAUAGCUAUACAAAGUGACGUUAACAUGACAAAGAGCCAACUCACUUCUCUACAAGGCGACUCAUACAUGACAAAGAAAGAAGUCACCUCUCUACAAAAUGACGUAAAUAUGACAAAGAACGAAAUUUCAUCUCUACAAAAUGACUUCAAUAUGACAAAGAGCGAAGUUACAACUUUAAAAAGUGACUUAAACAUGACGAAGAGCGAAGUCACUUCUCUACAAAAUGACUCAUACGUGACAAAGAGCGAAAUAACAUCACUUCAAAGUGAUUUAAACAUCACAGAGAGUAAAGUAACAUCUUUACAAAAUGACUUGAACACAACAAAGAGCGAUGUAACAUCUCUAGAAAGUGACUUGGAUAUAACAAAGAGCGAAGUAACAUCUCUACAAAGUGACGUUAACAUGACAAAGAGCAAACUCGCUUCUCUACAAAGCGACUCAUACAUGAUAAAGAGCGAAAUUAUAUCAAUUCAAAGUAACUUAAACCUGACGGAGAGUAAAGUUACAUCUUUACAAAGUGACUCUCACACAACAAAGAGCGAUGUAACAUCUCUACAAAGUGACUUAAAGAUGACUAAGAGCGAAGUCACCUCUCUUCAAAGCGAAUCAUACAUGACAAAGAGCGAAGUAUCAUCUUUAAAACGUGACUUUAACACAACAAAGAGCGAAAUAACGUCUCUACAAAGUGACUUAAAUAUGACAAAGAGCGAAGUAACUUCUCUACAAAAUGACUCAUACAUGACAAAGAGCGAAAUAAUAUCUAUACAAAGUGAUAUAAACAUGACAAAGAGCAAAGUAUUAUUCUUAGAAAGAGACUUAAACACAACAAAGAGCAAAAUCACUUCUCUACAAAGCAACUUAAAUAUGACAAAGGGCGAAGUCAGCUCUCUACAACGUGACUCAUACAUGGCAAAGAGCGAAAUUAUAGCUAUACAAAGUGACGUUAACAUGACAAAGAGCCAACUCACUUCUCUACAAGGCGACUCAUACAUGACAAAGAAAGAAUGA
Molecule: messenger RNA, 5991 nt
Organism: Saccostrea cuccullata (small rock oyster)
Lineage: Eukaryota; Metazoa; Mollusca; Bivalvia; Ostreida; Ostreidae
Product: interaptin-like
Exons: 2
Coding region: 1-5991 (1996 amino acids)
Source: RefSeq, a predicted model, not a curated record